GCGUCGACGGACGUUCGAGCACUCCACCCGCAGAAAGUUGAUAGCUUCAAUAGCCGGAAGUGGUUCUUGAGUGAAAUGAAUAAAGCGGUGUGCCUAGUAAUCGCGAUCCAAGCGCUGUGGAUGGUGCAGGCCGAGACCCCACCCUAUAUCAAACAAUGUCAUAGGAACGACCCGAAAUUGGUGGACUGUUUUAUCGGAGCCAUUGAACACCUAAAGCCAUAUUUGGCCAAUGGCAUUCCUGAUAUUCAGCUGCCUUCUGUGGAGCCCUUUAAGAUGGACACCCUUGCCCUGCAGCUAACAGAGGGUCCCCAGGGGUAUAAGAUCACGCUGAAGAACAUGGAGGCCUUCGGGGCGAGCAACUUCAAGGUGACAUCCCUGAAACUGAGCGAAGGAAGCGAGCCCUUCAAGGCGAAGAUCGUGAUGCCCAAGCUAAAGAUUGAGGCUAAAUACACGAGCUCCGGGGUCCUCCUGAUCCUGCCAGCCUCCGGAGGUGGAGACUUCCAUGCUAACUUCGAGGGUGUGAGCGCCGACCUCACAGGAAAGACGUCCAUUCACGCUUCCAAGGGCGCCAACUACCUCCACAUCGAUGCUCUCAGCUUGGUUCUGGAUGUGAAGGAUGUGAAAAUGAGCAUCUCAGGUGCCUUCAACAACAACCGAAUUCUGCUGGAGGCCACCAAUCUGUUUCUGCGGGAAAACUCUCAAGUCGUUUUGGAGGCUAUGCAGGCCCAAUUACAGAAAAAAUUGGCUAGCGAGUUCGGCAAACUCGCCAACCAGCUCCUGAAGAACGUUCCUGUAGAGCAAUUCUACGUGGACUAGGCCUUAGCCCCUUAGAUCGUAGUUCGUUAGUCUUAGGAUAUAUGUAUUUAACUGUAAAUUACACUCCAAUGCUAUGAGCCAAGUAUUAAAUUGUACAUGUAUAUGGUGUAAAAUCUGCGCAUUUGUCUGGGAGAAUAAGACCCUGGAUUCCGAUGAUAAUAAGACUCGUAAUUAUGCAAGGUCGCAAGGAUGCCCAACACACAAAAGUAAAUAGGACCAAAGCAAUGUUAAUGGAAUAUUUCUUUGUAUGAAUUCUUAUUAUUUGUAUGUCAUAGAGUGGUCCCUGUGAACCAAUAAAAAAUUCUUUAAUAGAUAUGGAAAUUUGCAAUGGAGAAUGCUUUUAGAGCAGAUCAAAUGCAGAUACCAAAUUUACUUCUCCUGCUGAAUACUCUUCCAUUUUCAUCAACUUUACAACGCCGUAACAUAAGAAAUCUUUGCAUAUGCAAAAAUCUACUAUUAACUCUGCCGGAAAAUUGAAUAUUUGCUUAAGAAAAUUGGUUAUAAUGUGCUAUUUAAUGAACAGAAGUUCAAUUUUGUUAAUAUGUUGUUCAGAUGCGGAUUAGAUUGUCCAUGUACUAAUUGUAUCAGUAUAAUCUGUAUAGUUAGUUAAUAGCCAUAUUUUAGCUUGAGUUAAUAGUAUAUAUAUAAAGAAAAACCGGAAAAAAGGUCUUAGUUUUCUAUUUUUUGAUAUUGCGAAUAUGCCAUUUGUUAGCUAAUACCAAG
Molecule: messenger RNA, 1539 nt
Organism: Drosophila mauritiana
Lineage: Eukaryota; Metazoa; Arthropoda; Insecta; Diptera; Drosophilidae
Gene: Jhbp1
Exons: 5
Coding region: 76-816 (246 amino acids)
Source: RefSeq, a predicted model, not a curated record